Molecule: messenger RNA, 441 nt
Organism: Penicillium alfredii
Lineage: Eukaryota; Fungi; Ascomycota; Eurotiomycetes; Eurotiales; Aspergillaceae
Exons: 2
Coding region: 1-441 (146 amino acids)
Source: RefSeq, a predicted model, not a curated record
AUGCCAAGUAUAUACCAAGUGUCGCUGAUACUUCACCUCAGGUUUGUUCAAUACUCACAGCUGGCCAGAAUUGAGAAUCCUCUUAAAGGAAUACCGAAAGAAACCUUAAUGGCUCAAGUCAGGGCAUUCGCUACUGAGCAUAGGCUAUCGAACGAGGUCGAUGUGUUCAUCAAAGGUGUUUUGGUGGCACAAUCUCCGAUCGAUUAUGAAAAUAUAUCUGAACUGCAUGAGAAUGAUCGGGCUGCCCUGCGCAGGGAGGAUGCUCAUAAAUGGCAUCAGCCGAAGGCCCUCUGGUUCACUAUAGCAGUCUGCUCUAUUGGUGCUGCUGUGCAAGGCUGGGAUCAAGCUGCUAGACUAGAGCCAACGGAGCAAACCUUUCGUUCCCCACUACCUUUGGUAUUAGAUCACAAAGCGCUUAUGAUCAAUGGAUUGUUGGGCUGA